AUCCAGUGCAAGCUAUGGAUCAUUCAUUGGUCACCAUACAACUCAGCCGAGGACACCAAGCUGUUGAUUCGUCCCUCUAAGUCAUCAUUUUUCGAGUGUCGCCACUUCUGGUCAUUUUGCAUCGUUCGAGACGGCCCCAGUAAUGCCAUCCACGCCCAAGAACAUUGUGAUUGUGUCUGUGGGGACGCGAGGGGACAUCCAGCCGUACUGUGUCCUCGGCGUGGCCCUCGCUGCCCUUGGCCAUAACGUGACCAUAGCUUCUGAAACACGACUGGAGAAUCUCAUCACUUCCGAGUUCAAGUUGCCCUUCCGCCCCAUCUUGGGGGAUUUAGUCGGGGGGUUGUUCGACGAGUCAUUUCAAGUCCGCUUUCGCAAUUCCCGAGUCCUGGAGUUUCUCGACUUGAUGGACCAGUGGAAUGAACAGUAUGACAAGCAGUUGAUCUUGGCGUCGUAUGUGUCGGCUCUGCGGGGGGCGGACGUUGUGAUUGGGGGGCCCCUCUGUACAGCCCAAUCGUAUUCGGUCGCGGAGGCGAUGGGCGCGACGUGGGUCCCGCUGUUCCUGGGCCAUGUACACCUGCCCACGACCGAGUUUCCCCAGUGGUUGCUGGAAGACUACACAGGCAACUGGCUUGGGUUUGUUAACACAUGGACCCAUUCGUACGUGUGGAGCCAAGUGUGGAAGAAACAGCAAGUGCACAUCAACGCAUGGCGCGAAUCGUCUUUGCAGUUGCCACCGAUGACGAGUGAGUACGGAAUGCUCAAUGUCCUCCAAUCCAACGACAAUAUCGUGGUGUACCAAGCGUGUUCGGUGCUUCUCGCCGGCCCCAAACGGCGAGUACCGUUGGACUAUACCCCAGGAAAGGUCGUGUUCAGCGGGUUUCUUUUUCCGACGACCCCACAACCUGAACCAGAGCUCUUGAAAGCCUUUUUGAGCAAGGAUACGUCGACCCCGGUCAUUUACAUUGGCUUUGGCAGUAUGCCGACGUUGGAGCCGCUUGCGCUUGUACAAUUAGCAGUCGACGUGUGCAAAAUCGCCAACUGCCGCUGUGUGCUGGCAGCGGGGUGGACUUCGAUGGCUCAAAGCAGCUGCAGCGAGCUCAUAGCCGCCCAUUCUGACUUGGUGUACGUGGAACGGGGCUCUAUUUCCCACACGUGGCUGUUCCCUCAAAUGAGCUGCCUCUUGCACCACGCUGGGUUGGGCACGUUGGCGGCGGCGUUGCGGAGUGGGGUGCCUCAAAUUCCGUGUCCAAAGUUUGUAGACCAGUUCCAUAAUGCCAAGAUACUGAUUUCGCUGGGCGUGGCCGCUUGCGCAGUGUCCAAGACCCAAAUGACCGCAGCCUAUGUGGGUACUGCAGUGCUCAAAGUACUUCGAAACGACAACAAUAUCCAAGCUACGGCAAAAGAGAUGGGCGAAUACGUGGCCAACGAGAGCCAGGAUGCCUUGGCUCGACUGUGCGAGAGCAUUUUGCAGACAAAGCCGACGUUUGCAAAGGCUUAGAAGCCCUGUUCAGGCAACAUCACUAAUUUUCAUAUUGUGCGAAUUCAAUGGUGUUGUUCCCUUCGACGGCACAAUACGAC
Aphanomyces astaci is the source of this 1578-nucleotide messenger RNA. RefSeq lists its product as hypothetical. Gene Ontology annotation, molecular function: hexosyltransferase activity; UDP-glycosyltransferase activity. Lineage: Eukaryota; Oomycota; Saprolegniomycetes; Saprolegniales; Verrucalvaceae. Gene Ontology annotation, biological process: carbohydrate metabolic process. The coding region runs from base 143 to 1498 and encodes 451 amino acids. The record is from RefSeq and is a predicted model, not a curated record. The transcript is spliced from 3 exons.